GUUGACAUUCUCAAUUGUUGGAGGCUGGUUACUCUUAGUGGUGACCCUGGGACACUGGUCAGGUCUAGGAUACCCGAAAGCUAUUGUUGCUGCUUCCGGCCUUUAUAUGCUGACUUUUGGAAUUCUUGGACUGAUACCCGCGCCAAAGGUCCCGAGAAAAUGAAAGCGCCCAUGUAGCAUAUUUGUAGUGAUAAAGGAUGUGUUGUAUGCGUUCUGUAUGGUUUAUUGUUGGAGAGUCGGACACCGGCACAGCAACCCGUUUCUGGAAUCAUAAUACUGACCAAGCUCACUUCUCACCGCCAUCAUCAACCCUAUCCUCCUGGUUCUUCUUCUGAUAUGUACAAUGGGUAUGGCGCAUCUGGCCCAGCAAUCACCAAUAAUCCCUUCGUAACCGAUCCCACCAACUCAGAGGGUCGCUUUCCUGAUAUUUCAGGCGCAGACCAUGCCAACGGCCAAUUCACAUCGUGGCUUCAGCCCAGCGCAAGCUCGUCAUACCAACAGCAGCAGCAGACCGGUUUCCAGCAGCAGCAGUAUAAUUCCAGUUACAGCUCACCGGGAGGGUAUAUAACCCCCCUCAGUCCACAGCAAACCUCUGGUUUUGGUCAGCUAUGGAUGGGCCAGCCUGUGGCAUCAGGUCCCCAAGGAAGCAGCUAUGGAUAUUUGCAAGGACCCACCACUCAACCACAGUCACAAGCAUAUAAUCCGGUACAACAGCAGCUCCAGAACACCCCCGGUUAUGUGGCUCAGUUCGAUCCUUAUUCAUCUGUUGGCCAAGGAUGGGAGGGCUCUACCAUAAAUCCCACUCCCACCCAACAGCAACCGCCGAUUACAUCUAAGUCGCCCACAGGCUUUUCACACCCGCGGGAGUACCUACGCACGCACAAGGCUGAACUCGAGUCGUGGGACACAUACGCAUGGAAGCAAUUGUUGGGCUCAUUUGAUGCAGUCAAAGAUGCGUGGGAGGCAAGGAAGAAGGAGAUGCAGGACAAUAUUGGGCGGCUCAAUGUGCAGAUGCAGUAUGGAGGUGGUGGAUAUCAUCUUGCGCAGAUACAGCAGGAAAUGAUGCGUCUUCAAGGGUUGAUGAAGGAAGCCGAUUUAAACUUCGAUUCCGUAGCGGCGUCCUCGUUUCAGAUGCACGAGGUGUUUCAGAAUUAUCGCCAGUCGGGUGAUUUGGCUAGUAAACGUCGUGUUCGGGAGGCUUGCAAUGCUGCGCUCACAGCUCUUCCGGAUUGGCCGCCACAGAUAUAUUGAUUGUGACCUGCUUUCUUUUGUGUUCAAUCUGCGUGGUUGUGUCUUGCAGUACUGUAUAUUGGCCCCUGCUCAUUUCAUUUACACCUUAACCCAGUGAAGACGUUAUUAGUAUGCAUACAAUAUUCGGAUAUAAGUUACGAUGUACAACAUGUGCAAUAUGAAAGGUAUCAAAUAAUCAGACAGUC
Molecule: messenger RNA, 1436 nt
Organism: Guyanagaster necrorhizus
Lineage: Eukaryota; Fungi; Basidiomycota; Agaricomycetes; Agaricales; Physalacriaceae
Exons: 4
Coding region: 337-1251 (304 amino acids)
Source: RefSeq, a predicted model, not a curated record